Triticum aestivum (bread wheat) is the source of this 1849-nucleotide messenger RNA. Its product is annotated as cytochrome P450 98A1. The transcript has 2 exons. Gene Ontology annotation, molecular function: monooxygenase activity; iron ion binding; heme binding. NCBI's taxonomy places the organism in Eukaryota, Viridiplantae, Streptophyta, Magnoliopsida, Poales, Poaceae. The record is from RefSeq and is a predicted model, not a curated record. The coding region runs from base 158 to 1687 and encodes 509 amino acids.
CUAGCCGCGCGGUGGUAGGUAGCCAGGCAGGAGUGUGUCCAUACACAUAAAUACACAGGCAUGCUGACCAAGCUGAACCAGGAAAGUUCACAGUCCACCGGAGCUCCCGUACCUACCACCACUCCCACUCCGGGCGAGAAGAGCCCAAGAGUCAGGCAUGGACACGGCCGCCUUGCUCCCGGUGGCGCUGGCCCUCAUGGCCAUCCCCGUCACGGCGCUCCUCCUCAGCCGGCUCCGCUUCGGCAGGCUGCCACCGGGGCCGCGCCCGUGGCCGGUGCUGGGCAACCUCUUCCAAAUCCAGCCCGUGCGCUGCCGGUGCUUCGCCGAGUGGGCGGCGCGGUACGGGCCCAUCAUGACGGUCUGGUUCGGCUCGACGCCGAUGGUGGUGGUGUCCACGCCGGAGCUGGCGCAGGAGGUGCUCAGGACCCACGACCAGCACCUGGCCGACCGCUCCCGGAACCGCUCCUCCGAGCGCUUCAGCCGCGGCGGCAUGGACCUCAUCUGGGCCGACUACGGCCCGCACUACAUCAAGGUGCGCAAGCUCUGUAACCUCGAGCUCUUCACGCCCCGCCGCCUCGAGGCGCUCCGCCCCGUCCGCGAGGACGAGGUCACCGCCAUGGUCGAGUCCGUGCACGCGGCCGGCAAGGGAGGCAGGCCCGUGGCGGUGCGGGAGUUCCUCGCUAUGGUCGGCUUCAACAACAUCACGCGGCUCGCCUUCGGGAAGCGGUUCCUGACCGCGGCCGGCGAGCUGGACGAGCAAGGGCGCGAGUUCAAGGAGAUCGUCAACAACGGCAUCAAGAUCGGCGCGUCGCUGUCCAUCGCCGAGCACAUCCGGUGGCUCCGGUGGCUCACGCCCGUCGACGAGGUGGCCUAUCAAGCCCACGGCGACCGGCGCGAUCGGCUCACCGUCAAGAUCAUGGAGGAGCACGCCAGCGCCCUCGAGCGGAGCGGCGCCAGCAAGCAGCAUUUCGUCGACGCGCUCUUCACGCUCCGGGACAAGUACGACCUCAGCGACGACACCGUCAUUGGCCUCCUCUGGGACAUGAUCACCGCCGGCACGGACACGACGGUGAUAACCGUGGAGUGGGCGGUAGCGGAGCUGGUGAGGAACCCGACGGUGCAGCACAAGGUGCAGGAGGAGCUGGACCGGGUGGUCGGCCGCGACCGGGUGCUGUCGGAGACGGACUUCCCCAACCUGCCCUACCUGCAGGCCAUCGUCAAGGAGUCGCUCCGGCUGCACCCGCCGACGCCGCUGAUGCUGCCGCACAGGGCCAGCGCCGCCGUGAAGGUCGCCGGCUACGACAUCCCCAAGGGAGCCAGCGUCACGGUGAACGUGUGGGCGAUCGCGCGCGACCCGGAGGCGUGGGACAGCCCGCUCGAGUUCCGGCCCGAGCGCUUCCUCCACGACAACAUCGACAUCAAGGGGUGCGACUACCGCGUGCUGCCGUUCGGCGCCGGCCGCCGGGUGUGCCCCGGCGCGCAGCUCGGGAUCAACCUCGUGGCGUCCAUGAUCGGCCACCUCCUGCACCACUUCACCUGGGCGCUGCCGGACGGGACCCGGCCGGAGGACAUCGACAUGAUGGAGUCCCCCGGGCUCAUCACCUUCAUGCGCACGCCGCUGCAGGUCGUCGCCACGCCGCGCCUCGAAAAGGAGGAGCUCUACAAGCGGGUGGCCGCCGAGAUGUGAGCGACCUGGGACUCCUGGUGGUUCAGAGUUCAUGCUUCAAAUUAAGUGUUGACGUGUCUUUUUUCGAGUUCUUCGUAGCUACUAUCGGUACCUAUGCAUUUAUUUUGUUGUUAAUCCAUGAAUAUACUCGUGGUACAAUAUGAUUUCUUUUUUGCGAUAGAA